Saccoglossus kowalevskii is the source of this 732-nucleotide messenger RNA. RefSeq lists its product as uncharacterized. The record is from RefSeq and is a predicted model, not a curated record. NCBI's taxonomy places the organism in Eukaryota, Metazoa, Hemichordata, Enteropneusta, Harrimaniidae.
AUGUCACCUGGCAAUCCACUAGAGGGACAGUUAAGUUGCCACCUGACAAUUAAUUCACGAGAGGGACAGUUAAGUUGUCACCUGACAAUUAAUCCACGAGAGGGACAGUUAAGUUGUCACCUAACAAUUAAUCCACUACACGGACAGUUAAGAUGUCACCUGACAAUUAAUCCACUAGAGGGACAGUUAAGUUGUCACCUAACAAUUAAUCCACUACACGGACAGUUAAGAUGUCACCUGACAAUUAAUCCACUAGAGGGACAGUUAAGUUGUCACCUGACAAUUAAUCAACUAGAAAGACAGUUAAGUUGUUACCUAACAAUUAAUCCACUAGAGGGACAGUUAAGAUGUCACCUGACAAUUAAUCCACUAGAGGGACAGUUAAGUUGUUACCUGACAAUUAAUCCACUAGAGGGACAGUUAAGUUGUUACUUGACAAUUAAUCCACUAGACGGACAGUUAAGAUGUCACCUGACAGUUAAUCAACUAGACGGACAGUUAAGAUGUCUUCCGACAAUUAAUCAACUAGAGGGACAGUUAAGUUGUCACCUGACAAUUAAUCCACUAGACGGACAGUUAAGAUGUCACCUGACAGUUAAUCAACUAGACGGACAGUUAAGAUGUCUUCCGACAAUUAAUCCACGAGAGGGACAGUUAAGUUGUCACCUGACAAUUAAUCCACUAGACGGACAGUUAAGAUGUCACCUGACAAUUAAUCCACUAGACGGAUAG